Messenger RNA from Darwinula stevensoni, 180 nucleotides. Lineage: Eukaryota; Metazoa; Arthropoda; Ostracoda; Podocopida; Darwinulidae. The record is from the annotation of a GenBank genome assembly.
AUGGAAUUCCUUUCAAGAGAGGGCGAUGGAGAAAGGGAGACAUCGGGGAUAAUGGCGAAGAGAGAAGUAGAAGACUUGGUCUCUGAUGUCAUGGAGAACCUCAAGGAUAAAGGAUACUUUCAACUUCACCAAUCAUCUGGUACAUUACAUACUCUUCUUAACCCUCCUUCAAUUCGGUAG